This is a messenger RNA of Chrysoperla carnea, 658 nucleotides long. Its product is annotated as phosphatidylinositol N-acetylglucosaminyltransferase subunit H-like. The transcript has 4 exons. The record is from RefSeq and is a predicted model, not a curated record. Gene Ontology annotation, biological process: GPI anchor biosynthetic process. Lineage: Eukaryota; Metazoa; Arthropoda; Insecta; Neuroptera; Chrysopidae. Gene Ontology annotation, cellular component: glycosylphosphatidylinositol-N-acetylglucosaminyltransferase (GPI-GnT) complex. Bases 19 to 618 code for a protein of 199 amino acids.
UUAAAAUUGAAAGAAAAUAUGAUUUAUCCAGCAUUUUAUAACAUAAAUGGAAAUGAAUUAAUGUUAGAAAUAAAACGUAACGAUCGUACAAGUGGAACAUGCCAAGAGAUUAUUAUAAAAUAUAAUAAAAAUGGUAUUUUUAAGAAAGCAAACACAAUAACAUGGGUUGCUGUGUUCUGUAUUUUAAUAUCGUUUUUAUUUAAGAUUAGUAAUCCAUUAGUGACUUAUGUCGUGUUGACCACAAUCAUAUUUAUUAAAUUAUUAAUGUGGUUUUAUGAUGUUAAAAGUGAAAAUUUGUUAAUAAUUGAAUCAGUGGGAAUGCAGAUUACAGAAGCGUAUCCAUUGGGCAGAACUAGUUCAAGAUUUAUUCCAUGGCAUGUUAUUAAAGAUGUUUUUAUUAAUGAAGUGAUACAAUUGCAACGAGUUAUAUUUAUUUUAUCAAUUUUAACUGAAAAUACAAGUUCAAAUAUAGGAAUCAUUCCUGUUUUUACAAAUACAAAACCACCUUUAGCAUGCUUAGAAAUAAUUUAUAAAAGUAUUCAAUCAACGUUAAAUCAUUUUAUUGUGAACGCGUCCAAAGACAAAUUGGAACUUAUCAAUCAAAGUUCCAAAACGUAAAUAAUUAAUAAUUAAAAUAAAAAUAAUGUUUAAGAGCUUA